Molecule: messenger RNA, 258 nt
Organism: Letharia columbiana
Lineage: Eukaryota; Fungi; Ascomycota; Lecanoromycetes; Lecanorales; Parmeliaceae
Exons: 1
Coding region: 1-258 (85 amino acids)
Source: RefSeq, a predicted model, not a curated record
AUGUGCCUGGCAUACCUCGACGAUCGACCUCAGCAAGCUCUACUACAGAUCCGCGGAAUGCAUCUAUUGAUCGGCGAGCCCCUGUACCACGAAGAUGGCGGGCUUAUCGCCGACCCCCUUUGGCCCCAGUGGGGUCAAUUGUGCGCCGAACUUUCCACAAAGCUAUCCCUUCACCAGCUGGUUUUAUCUGUCAGCGGGACAGUCCCCGGCUUCAAGACAAUAAAUACCGGCAACGGCGGUCUUCAACCCCGGGCGUAG